Molecule: messenger RNA, 1512 nt
Organism: Zophobas morio
Lineage: Eukaryota; Metazoa; Arthropoda; Insecta; Coleoptera; Tenebrionidae
Product: protein CNPPD1
Exons: 5
Coding region: 144-1415 (423 amino acids)
Biological process (GO): regulation of cyclin-dependent protein serine/threonine kinase activity
Cellular component (GO): nucleus; cyclin-dependent protein kinase holoenzyme complex
Molecular function (GO): protein kinase binding; cyclin-dependent protein serine/threonine kinase regulator activity
Source: RefSeq, a predicted model, not a curated record
GACGUUUGUGACAUUGGAGACUGACAUUUUCGUGACAAAAACCUGUGACAAAAACACGAGUCAACUAAUUUGUGAUAAUAUUCCAAAAUUACCAAUUCGCGAAUUUUUGUUUGCAUUAGUUUCGCCCCAAAUCAGAGGGAGUCAUGUCGAAAAUACCAAAGAAGACUCGAGACAAGUUACAGAAAAACGUGGAUCACCAGCGGUACAUUUCCCGAAUCACCAAGACGCUGUAUUAUGGUAAAUUCCCCCGACCAGAUGGGCUAAGUCUACCAGUAACGGAGUUAGCCGCUGAGCUGUUUUCUGAAGCCCAGCGGGGACGCUCUCUGGACAGACUUCACUGCGACGACGCUGCAAACAUCUCCAGGAAGGCCUGCGUUUCGCCCUGCUCCCUAGUAAUCGCCCUUUUGUAUCUAGAACGACUGAAAAAAAUAUGCCCGGAAUAUCUGGAACGAACGGCCUCUUCCGACUUGUUUCUGGUGUCUCUGAUGGUUUCGUGCAAAUUUCUCUAUGAUGACGGCGAAGCCGACGAGGUUUUCAUCGACGAGUGGGCUCUAUCAGGUGGCACGACAGUCAAACAGUUAGUUCAAUUGGAGAAAGACUUUCUGAAAGCUAUUGAAUGGGAAGUUUUCGUCAGUGAGCUAACAUUUUGGAAAAAGCUGCACGAAAUAGAACAAACGUUAGCGCGCAAACAAGGCGCCUGUCGCGGUUUUUUCACCUACACGGAACUGGAAGCCCUUUUAACCGCAAUCGAACUCCAAAGUCUAAUUCAAACCGUCGUAUCAAUGUCGGCGCUUCUAAUCGCGUCGUACAUCGUCGCCGUCUUCGCUCUAUUCGGCUCAGUCUUCAUCGUGAGCCACAUUCCCGGUACCUACUUACAACCAAAGUUUGAUAUUUGCGAAAACGACACACUCAUCCCAGUUACGCUAAAUUCUGAAUGCGGCGACGUCGAAACUGACAUUCCAGACAGAAUCCAACCCAGUGAAACCCCCACAAAGAGCGAAAUCCCGACUUUGAAUGUAAUCAAAACUAGUAUUUUCCUGGCUUCCAUUGAGAGUUUUUUGAAGCCGUUUUGCAACAAGAGCGAGAGUGUGGAGUCGCCGGUGAACGACGACAAUGUUCAGAACGUGUCGUGGGAUUGGUGGACCGCACCGACGUUGAAAUGGUUGUCUGAAACGUCUGCACUAAUCGAGCGGAAAGUGGAACUACCAACGUGGAACUUGUUGUAUUUUCAAUACCUAUACGAAACUUACAUUCAAGUCAAGUUUUUGGAUCUGGAGGAUCAGGUUCACAGAGCUACGAAAGUUCGAGCGCAGGAUCGGCUGGAAAAUUCAUGGCACACGGAGUGGACGGAUACGAUAAGGAACGAUUUUUACGACAGAGAUGUCCACUAUUAUUUGGAGAAUGUGAAAUCGUAACGCUUUCUAGGACUGAUUUACUAAAUUCGGACUCAAAUGGCCACGUCUUUGGAUAUUCACAAAUUUGUAUUGAUUCAAUAAUAAACGAAAAAAGCAA